AUGGCACUGCUGACGACAUGGGUGAACACUCACCUUGAAUUCACCCUCAAUAAUGUCGGAACCUUUAUGCCCGUAGCCUUCAUCAUCAAAGAAGCCAUUUCCGAGAAACCUAUCGCGGAAAUUUGGGUGACCGUGGUGACGGGAGCAGGAGGCGAUCUCAAGGAUGCUGGCGGCGUCUUUCCUGAUGUUGCCAUUUGGGACGACAAUGGCAACAGAAUAGGACGAUACCGCACCAAGCUAGGUGACAAGAGAGCCCAGAGCAGCGAGCGAACCGUCAAGAUACCGAAUAAUGAGAACAACGGGCAGAUAUCCGAUCCCCAAUAUGUCAUGUUGAGUCACGAUACCGACGCAACAUGCAUUGCGAUGGUCCAAGUUUCCAACGGCCAACUCAGUGGGACGGUCAAUGCAGACACUGGAUACAAAUGCGACCAAGGAUGGUACUACAGCCAACGGAAGUUCAAGUGUGAUAACCUCAUGACCAAGUGUGUAUGGUUGGACUCAGAUCACUCUCAUCCCAACUUCAACGCCAGGGCUAUGAGUUUUCACCUCAGAGACAUGCUGCUUUCGCCUAACAACACACCUCGGUACUCUUUUCGGCGGCAUCUCAUACCAGACGGCGUUUUCCCAUUCUUCUACCCAGUCUUGAAGUACAACAAGGACACCGUCAAUCCGAAACUAGAAGGCACAGAUGAAAAUUCUACCGAAGCCCUGGAUCGCUUCAAGUACCAUAAGCACGUAUACAAACAGCAGGGUGAAUCGGAAAGGGAGUAUCGAAUGAAGAGAACUCGUUCUACACGCUUGAGCAAGAGACAAGGCUCGGACAUGGAUCCUGACAACCAGGUCUUGACUGGAAUACCGGGUCAGACGGCCCGGGGGGUCUGCGAACACCCUAACUCAGUCGGGAAUCUCUACGAUCUUUGUGCCGGUAGCGUCACGACUAAUUGUUUCGACGUCAACAAUACGACUGUCAUUGGAGCUCAGGGUCUCACAGGGAGGAGCAGAAACACCUCCAAAAGGCAAAUCGCAAAGCUUUACAAAACACGAGCUCACUGGAAAUGA
Colletotrichum paranaense is the source of this 1059-nucleotide messenger RNA. RefSeq lists its product as uncharacterized. The record is from RefSeq and is a predicted model, not a curated record. The transcript has 3 exons. The coding region runs from base 1 to 1059 and encodes 352 amino acids. Lineage: Eukaryota; Fungi; Ascomycota; Sordariomycetes; Glomerellales; Glomerellaceae.